AUGGUUGUGAGGAGCAGGGAUGAGGAUAAGGAUAAGCAUGAGUUGAGAAGGUUGAGGAUAAGGAGAAGAAUUGAGUAUGAGAAGGAUGAUUAUGAGAAAGAUGAGGAUAAGGAGAAGGGUGAGUAUGAAAAGGAUGAGGAUAAGGAGAAGGAGAAGGAGGAGGAUAAGGAGAAGUAUAAGAAGGAUGAUUAUGAGAAGGAUGAGGAUAAGGAGAAGGAUGAGUAUGAAAAGGAUGAGGAUAAGGAGAAGUAUGAGAAGGAUGAUUAUGAGAAGGAUGAGGAUAAGGAGAAGGAUGUGAAGGAUGAUUAUGAGAAGGAUGAGGAUAAGGAGAAGGAUGAGUAUGAAAAGGAUGAGGUACAUCCGAACAUGUUAAUGUAG
Eurytemora carolleeae is the source of this 378-nucleotide messenger RNA. RefSeq names its product myb-like protein X. The record is from RefSeq and is a predicted model, not a curated record. Lineage: Eukaryota; Metazoa; Arthropoda; Copepoda; Calanoida; Temoridae. Bases 1 to 378 code for a protein of 125 amino acids. The transcript has 2 exons.